Sphaeramia orbicularis (orbiculate cardinalfish) is the source of this 1790-nucleotide messenger RNA. RefSeq names its product zinc finger protein Gfi-1b-like. Bases 340 to 1260 code for a protein of 306 amino acids. Gene Ontology annotation, molecular function: DNA-binding transcription factor activity, RNA polymerase II-specific; RNA polymerase II cis-regulatory region sequence-specific DNA binding. NCBI's taxonomy places the organism in Eukaryota, Metazoa, Chordata, Actinopteri, Kurtiformes, Apogonidae. The record is from RefSeq and is a predicted model, not a curated record. The transcript is spliced from 6 exons. Gene Ontology annotation, biological process: regulation of transcription by RNA polymerase II.
CAACUUCACAUUUUCCAUGUACAGGUGUUUCAAAGGGUCAUGGUGGACGGCGUUGGUGCGAUCACAGUGCAGCGUGUUGGCUUUGUAUAAGGAAACACUGUGGUUGGAGAGUCGGCUGAGAACUCAAACACUUCCUCGUCCUGUUUUAGUCUCAUCACAGCAGCAGCCAGAGCACAACACACAACACACAACACACAACACACAACACUUCUGAUCAGCCAGAUCUCAAAUGACACACACUGACUCUAAAUUAUCCAACAUCACUGUACGACUUUGUUCUGUUAGUGUGAACUCUCUGCGAUCUGAAGUGAAAAUCUGAUCUUUUUUCCCUCUUGAGCGAUGCCUCGUUCUUUUUUGGUGAAGCGAGGAGGACUGCACCACCUUCGGCCUACGGUCAGAAGCCCCCGCAAAGGCUCAUGGGAUACAUCUACAGUAGGUGCAGCAGACACAUCGGUCAUCACAUCACUGCAGCAGUAUUUCCCUGUCACCAACCACUCUGCUGGAAAUGAGCAGCUUCACAAAUUCACUCCUAAAUCUUACGUCUGUACAUCCACUGAGCUGUGCAGCCCAAUCAGUUCAAAUACUUUAAACCCCUUGAAGAAAAGUGAAUCUCACCCCCCCACUGUAACAGCAUGGUCCAGACCACAAGACGGACCCGGAUGUCCAGACAAACCCUCAGUGGGUCUGGAGGAUUCAAGUCCUCAGGCUCAGAUACUGAGGGAGACCAGGACCAGGAGCCGCACAAAGUCCACUUCUACCAGGCACGAGUGUCCGUUCUGUGAUAAAGUGUUUUCAUGUCUGUCCAGUUUGACAGCUCACUUAUGCAAGAGUCACAGCAGUAAAGCACUUUUGUCUCCAGCUCCCAUUAAGUCCAACAGAGCAGAGGUUGAACGGUCCCCAUCCAGGGGCAAGGAGCGGACGUUUGGCUGCUCUGUGUGUGGAAAAGUGUUCAAGCGUUCGUCCACCCUCAGCACCCAUCUGCUCAUACAUACAGACACUCGGCCGUACCCAUGUCAGUACUGUGGCAAGAGGUUCCAUCAGAAAUCUGACAUGAAGAAACACACAUUCAUACACACUGGUGAGAAGCCCCACAUGUGUCAGAUCUGUGGAAAAGCAUUCAGCCAGAGCUCCAACCUCAUCACCCACAGUCGAAAGCACAGGGACAACCGGCCGUACCGCUGCCCUCACUGCCUCUACGGCUUCCUGCAUAAACUGGACCUGCGGCAGCACCAGGAGCACCACUGCCCUUACACCGUUUAAGACUGUUUUGACUUCAAAUCUAGACCACUUUAUAUGUCAGUUUAAUCUAUGUUGUGAGACUGACAAAAGAUACUGUUUUUUAUACCAGUCACAUGCCACAUGCUGUUUUAUUUCAUAACCCAGGCAAUGAAACAACAUUUGGAAGGUUAAUGUGAAUUUUGAUGAAUUUAUUAAGUUUUUAAAAUAAUAUGAUAUACAGUUAUUUUGAGUGACUUGUGUUUAAUACAAUAUGUGACAAGGUUUGGAAUCAGGAAGAGAAAGAAGUGUUAUGAUAUGAAAGUAGAUGUUUUACAGCUGAGUUUUUACUUAAUAAACUGAUUAAACAUGGUAUAAAUCUAAGGUACAGUAAACCUGGGAAAAAACAUGAUUUUUCUGUCACACUGGAGGAAGCUGUAACACCAGAGUAGUUGAUUAAAACAGGUCACUAUCACACAGAGAGUUUAACCCAUAAAGACCCAAACAUCCAUCACCGACCAAAAGCAUCUACUGAUCUAAACUGUUUAAUACAUGUUGAUCCACUAAUCCUAUCA